CCCACAAUACCCGGCGGAGGGCGGGUGGGUGGUUAGUGUCUGGGCUGUGCGGCGCUCCGGUCCCCGGCGGACCCUGCUGCCUCUGUUUCUUGAACGCGAGAGGAAGCGAUGCGGAGGGGUGGAAAAUGGCAGAGCUGCAGAUGUUACUAGAGGAGGAGAUCCCGUCUGGCAAGAGGGCGCUGAUAGAGAGUUACCAGAACCUGACCCGGGUGGCGGACUACUGUGAAAACAACUACAUACAGGCUACAGACAAGAGAAAAGCUCUAGAAGAGACCAAAGCAUAUACAACCCAAUCUCUAGCUAGUGUUGCUUAUCAAAUAAAUGCAUUGGCCAACAAUGUACUCCAGUUGCUGGAUAUCCAAGCCUCUCAGCUUCGGAGGAUGGAGUCUUCCAUCAACCAUAUCUCACAGACUGUGGAUAUUCAUAAAGAAAAAGUGGCUCGAAGAGAGAUUGGUAUUUUGACAACAAAUAAGAAUACAUCAAGAACUCACAAAAUAAUAGCACCUGCAAAUAUGGAGCGCCCUGUCAGGUAUAUUCGGAAACCUAUCGACUACACAGUUCUGGAUGAUGUGGGCCAUGGCGUUAAGUGGCUAAAAGCCAAGCACGGAAAUAACCAGCCUGCAAGAACUGGCACAUUGUCGAGAACAAAUCCUCCCACGCAGAAACCACCAAGCCCUCCUGUGUCAGGCCGAGGAACUUUGGGACGGAAUACCCCUUACAAAACGUUAGAGCCCGUUAAGCCUCCAACAGUUCCUAAUGACUACAUGACUAGUCCUGCGAGACUUGGAAGCCAGCAUAGUCCAGGCAGGACAGCUUCUUUAAAUCAGAGACCAAGGACACAUAGUGGAAGCAGUGGAGGAAGUGGAAGUCGAGAAAACAGUGGGAGCAGUAGUAUUGGCAUUCCCAUCGCUGUGCCCACGCCUUCGCCUCCCACUGCUGGCCCAGCAGCCCCUGGCUCAGCUCCUGGUUCCCAGUAUGGCACAAUGACCAGGCAGAUUUCUCGACACAACUCUACCACUUCUUCGACAUCUUCUGGUGGAUAUAGACGAACUCCCUCUGUGACUGCCCCAUUCUCUGCUCAGCCUCAUGUUAAUGGAGGUCCACUUUAUUCUCAAAAUUCAAUUUCUAUUGCCCCCCCUCCUCCCCCUAUGCCUCAGUUGACUCCACAGAUACCUCUCACAGGCUUCGUGGCCAGGGUGCAGGAAAACAUUGCUGAUAGCCCAACUCCACCACCACCUCCUCCACCGGAUGACAUUCCCAUGUUUGAUGACUCUCCACCUCCACCGCCUCCUCCUCCGGUGGACUAUGAAGAUGAGGAAGCUGCCGUCGUUCAGUAUAGUGACCCAUAUGCGGAUGGGGAUCCUGCAUGGGCUCCCAAGAACUAUAUUGAGAAAGUUGUUGCAAUAUACGAUUAUACAAAAGACAAGGAUGAUGAGCUGUCCUUUAAAGAGGGCGCAAUCAUCUAUGUCAUCAAGAAGAACGAUGACGGCUGGUUUGAAGGAGUUUGCAAUCGAGUGACUGGACUUUUCCCUGGGAACUAUGUUGAAUCAAUCAUGCACUAUACCGAUUAGUUUUUUUUUCUUUUGUUUUCUUUUCAUGUAGGUUAUUACUCCGUCAUACCGUGGGACUAUAUGGUUAACAGAAUUGUUUUAAUGUUUAAAAUGUGCCCAUAUUUUCAGGACAUAAUGUUUUAUUGGUAUAUUUGGAUGUCUACCUGUAAGCAUACAUUUUGGAGGCAGUUCACAUAUUGCUGAACAGCAAUUUAUACCAGAGACUGCCUGUAAUUGAUUAUGCAUAUGUACUCACACCUUGAUAACUUUAUGACCAGCCUAAAUAUUCUGGGGAUGUGGGUUAUUAUGUUUAACAAAUCAUGGUUCAGAAUGCAUCAUUUCAUGUUUCAGUGCAGCAUGGUCACUAACAUUAUGUCAGACUAAUAGGAAAAACAAAACUGAAAUGCUGGUGCUGGUCAUACUUUUGGUUUAAAUUCUCAUUUUUAAAGAAUACUGUGUUUAAAGCAUGCAAAUUUUAUGUAUUGAAAGAUACUUAACAAUUCAAGAUGCUUCCAAUUUGUGUAACAUUUAUCUGGAGUACUCAUACUUGAGUCUCUAAGUUCUUCAUGUGAAAUGAAAGAUUAUCUGUAAUGUUGUAAUUUGUAUCUAAGUUUUUUAAUGAGUGAAAUUUGCAUUAUAAAUUUUUCCAUUCAUAAAUACAUAAGUGAACCAAA
Molecule: messenger RNA, 2224 nt
Organism: Peromyscus californicus insignis
Lineage: Eukaryota; Metazoa; Chordata; Mammalia; Rodentia; Cricetidae
Gene: Abi1
Product: abl interactor 1
Exons: 11
Coding region: 126-1571 (481 amino acids)
Cellular component (GO): intracellular anatomical structure; lamellipodium
Molecular function (GO): cadherin binding; SH3 domain binding
Source: RefSeq, a predicted model, not a curated record